Strongylocentrotus purpuratus (purple sea urchin) is the source of this 2812-nucleotide messenger RNA. Its product is annotated as hyalin-like. Lineage: Eukaryota; Metazoa; Echinodermata; Echinoidea; Camarodonta; Strongylocentrotidae. The coding region runs from base 156 to 1391 and encodes 411 amino acids. The record is from RefSeq and is a predicted model, not a curated record. The transcript has 8 exons.
UGUAAGUUGGCAUAGGUAUAGAUCAUUAGAAAGACAAAGCCAUGCAGUGUUAUUGGUAGGAGUUGCAAGGGGACAAAUAACGAGGGUACUGACUAAACUGGUACCAUAAGAAUUUUUCUUAUCAGUCUUCUCUUUGAAUGUCCUGAUUUAGACCUAUGCUCAGUACAGAUCAGGGGAAAAGUGUAAAGGGGAUAUGCCAUUUAAAGAGAUAUUCUUGCUUCAUUAUGAUUCAUCAAGCAACGAUUUAUCCAGGAACGGAUGGCACCCGACCAUCCUUCCUCAACUGGCCAAGCAACAUCAACGAGACCGUCCCCUUCGGUAGCAGCCCAACUACCCUCAGCUGGACCGAGCCCAUUGGUGUAGCCAGCGUUGCGGCCUCACAGAGCUCUGGAUCUUUCUUUGUCGUGGGAUACACUAACGUGGCCUCCACCGCCACAGACGCAAGCAGCAACUUCGAAAGCUGCUCUUUCUCUGUCACCGUCACAGCAACGAUUUAUCCAGGAACGGAUGGCACCCGACCAUCCUUCCUCAACUGGCCAAGCAACAUCAACGAGACCGUCCCCUUCGGUAGCAGCCCAACUACCCUCAGCUGGACCGAGCCCAUUGGUGUAGCCAGCGUUGCGGCCUCACAGAGCUCUGGAUCUUUCUUUGUCGUGGGAUACACUAACGUGGCCUCCACCGCCACAGACGCAAGCAGCAAUUUCGAAAGCUGCUCUUUAUCUGUCACCGUCACAGCAACAAUUUAUCCAGGAACGGAUGGCACCCGACCAUCCUUCCUCAACUGGCCAAGCAACAUCAACGAGACCGUCCCCUUCGGUAGCAGCCCAACUACCCUCAGCUGGACCGAGCCCAUUGGUGUAGCCAGCGUUGCGGCCUCACAGAGCUCUGGAUCUUUCUUUGUCGUGGGAUACACUAACGUGGCCUCCACUUCCACAGACGCAAGCAGCAACUUCGAAAGCUGCUCUUUCUCUGUCACCGUCACAGCAAUGAUUCAUCCAGGAACGGAUGGCACCCGACCAUCCUUCCUCAACUGGCCAAGCAACAUCGACGUGACCGUCCCCUUCGGUAGCAGCCCAACUACCGUCAACUGGACCGAGCCCAUUGGUGUAGCCAGCGUUGCGGCCUCACAGAGCUCUGGAUCUUUCUUUGUCGUGGGAUACACUAACGUGGCGUACAACGCCACAGACCCAAGCAGCAACUCCAGACCUGCUUUUUUUCUGUCACUGUCACAGAUGCCAACAGCAUCGAUGUCAAAUUCGCUCCACCCACUGCGACGGACAACUCUGGAUCCGUCACAUCAACCUCCAACGAACCAGGAGAUCAGUUUGCUAUCAGAGUGCACACUGCACCUUCACCUUCAGCGAUGCUCAAGGACUUACAGCAAGCUGUAGCUUCUCUUUUGAAGUCCAAGUUGGUGCCAACCCUUGUUCCAGCAACCCAUGCGCUCCCAGUGAACAGUGCUUCUACAUCCCAGCCCAAUACCUGUGUAUCAACAACGGCAGGAGGAGGAGAGAAGCUGAGAUGCUCGACCUUAGCGACAUCUGCCCUUGCCAGAAUGGCGCUAUGUGUCUCCUAGACGACGCCACAUCCUCAGCCAUCUGUUAAUGCCCCGUUGGAUACGCUGGUGUGCUCUGUGAGAUGGAUAUAAUGCCUGCUGCAUGGCGAUUAUGCUCGUCGUCAUCAUCUCUCUAUCUGGGUUGCUUUUGUUACAUCAUACUGCGCCUCGGCAUGGUUCGUUGACAUCGAAGCAAGAUUGAUGAAAUUCCAAUCCUUCAAUAAACACAACACUGCUCACAAGCUCAUUUAAAUCUAAUCUAAGCUUAUUGCAUUCAUGCCUUUGCUAGAAAAAUCCAUUGUGUAAUCCUAAUGGUAAGUUAUGAAAAUUGAAAUAUUGAGAUGUACAUGCAAGGAAAAUAUAUAUAUAUAUAUAUCUAUGCAAAACAUGAAUUCAAAUGGCUGGUAAUUAGAUUUCUCAAAAGGGAAAAAUCUUGUGGCCAUUAGGCAAUGUUUGUUGAAGAAAGUCUUCUAACCAUUAUGUAUUAAUUGUGUUACAAAUUUCUGUAAAUACUGUGUAUGCUUAACGGUAGAUUCUUAGUUGCAUAAUUUCAUAUUGAUGUAAGACAUAGUCAAAGGCCGAAACAUGGAGGAGGUGUUGUUUCCAAUGUGCUGCUUGGGUGUCGAUGCAAUUUUUUUUUACCUCUCGUGAAACUAUUUGUUAAUAUGUUAUGUUACUUCUCUGGGAUUACCCUAAGAAUAUUCUCUCCCUGUGAACACUUACUAGCCUUUCUCUCUGAAAUUCAUCUAGAAAUGCUGUGUUUGUAAUGUUUUUGUCACGACAGAACUGAUCAUUUGACGAUUUUUUUUUCUUCAAACUAAUUGUUGACGGCUCAGACUUUAAUGCCAACUGAAAAAUAUGGCUAUGUUUAGGUUGUUUUGUUGGUAGGGAGUAAUGUUUGGAAGUAUUUUUUACUUUAUUUCGCUUCAGGUAUGCUUAUAAGCGGUGUUGUGGGGUUUAAAUCCUGACUAUCAUAUAUCGAACCAACUUUAUUUCACCCUCUAAGUAAUUCAAACACCAAAGCAUUUCAGAAAUGCCAAAUAUAUCAUGUUUUAUAUUGCAUUAUAUAUUGCAGAAUUUUUAUAUUGAAUUACAUCAAUUUUGGUUUUUUUAUUUUCAAUUUUAUCUUCGUCAUAAAGUUGUGGCUAUCUAGAAUAUGAAUUCAUUUAGUGAAUUGUCUUUGUGUUUAGAUAGAUACAGGCCUGAUUAAAAGCCGAUUUAAAUCAGUUUCCCGAUUUUUAUUUUUUUUCCCCGAUU